GAUUUCCUUCUUUGAACGCGUAUGGUUCGUCCUAAUGCUUUAAUGUUUGGAAUUAUUUCUCAUGACGCUCAGGAGGCAACAUUUUAAUGCGCGUCAUGUGGUAUGGAGUUCAGUGGAAUGAAUAAGACGUCCGAGGAGACAUUAAGUUAUCUGAGUUCUUCGGCAACAGCUCAUCCUUCUCUGUACAAAACUUUGCGAUAUAGUCCUAGUAAUGAAUAUGGUGAAAAAAGUUUAUCUCAUAGUUCGCCCGAAGGCCAGGUUCUUCGUUUAGUUGACGCGUUCCACUGUCCAUUUAAUAACGACCUUAGGGAAUGUGAAUCCCCCCAAAUCCCUAUGGUGUCAGCUAUGUGCAAUCGUUUUGUCCCAUCGGACAUAUUAUCUGGAUUUGUUGAUAGAUCUGAGUUUGACCACUCAAAAGUACCAAAUAACAACGAAAAACUGGCAGUUCCUGAAGUAGGUGACACAAUCGUACUUCUUAAACCUGAUCUCAAUGAUAAGGCCUAUCCUUGUUCUGCAACAAAAGUAGGAAAUAACUCACCUUCACCGUCAAGCAAUUUAAUACCAGAUGCGGUGUGUAUCCCUUCUCCAUGUAACGGAUCUUUAUCUAGAACAGAAAGUAACAGCGAUGAAUCGUCUCAGGUCGAUAAACCUGAACCAAGUAGGGAUGUUAAUGGUUGCAGACCUACUGAUGUCUCCCCGACGCACGAUCAGGAACGUGCUAAGAUGGACUUGGAUAAGUUGGAUGAAACAAUUGACUAUGUGCUGUCAGUCGCACGGAGUGACGAACCUUGUGAAGGCAUGUUUGUACUUACCUGUAGAGCACGUGAGUCUGCAGUUACGUCCUCACCGAAUCCUAGAGUUAAUACUCCUAGUUCUGAACUUAUAAAUUCUCCGACAAUUUCUCCAACUCCGUCUCCUCACUCCAACAAUUUAAAUUCUCCUGUGCUUCAAACCUGUAGAACUCAAGCUGUGUUUCAAUCCAACUCCUCAUGUAGCAUGGUGUCUCCACAGCCUAUGCAGCGUUAUAUAGUCGAUCAAACACAUGGGAUUAUUCAGUUGUCAUCAAAUCCCUCUCAGUGUGUCUCUGCUCAUUAUGGUAACCAGGGUGUUUCUUUCGUCCAGUUAUGCUCAGACUCUUCCUCAAACCCUGUAUUUCAGGUUUCACAGCACCAUAUCGUUUCACAAAUCAGUCAGCCUCUAACAACAAAUACCCACGUCUUGUUUCAUCCCAGUAUGCUACAUAGUUUUCAGAAUCAUCCAGGGUCACAAGCUCAAUUUACAAUACCACAUUCCACACUACCUACUGCUUCGGUUCAAAGAAUAAGUACUCCAAUUUUGUCUCCAGUACGAACUAGCGUCAUCCAGAACGUUUCUAAUCAAGUUGUCAAACCUUCAGAUACCAACAUAACAUCCUAUCCUGUAUCUAACCACGUUAUGGAAAGUACGAAUCCACCCAUUUCCACCCAACCAGUUUCCAUUAACCCUCCAAAUAUUUGUGUUGUCCAGUCUCCUCAAUCCUUGCUUUGUGGUACUGUUGGAACACCUGUAUCUUUAGAAGCUUCAGGUGACGUUAAGUACUCACUACCUGUUUCUACUGUUACUAGUGACCAAAGUUGCUCACAGCUAAAUUCAUCGGUGGCCUUCCGUCAUCCCAUUAUUCCUGUCAACACAACCUCUCCUAUGCUCCCCACAUCUUCCGUUGGUGUAUCCAGUCACGGUCUUCCAGUAACUAACAGCCACAUCACUACUUGUUCCCAAAGCAUUACAACUACACCUAGGAAGCGGUCUCAUGCCUCAACAUCAGGGAAUAAUAAACGUCGAAAAACUCUCGGCAGUCCACCAUAUCCUGUCGUUCCAGUCUCAAACAAAAACGUCACCAUUCACGAAGCUUCUAUUCGUUCUUUACAUUCUGGCGCUCAGGAACAAAUUGAUAAAUUAAAAGGUGUUGAUCUAAAAUCAUUGGUCUCAGCUCCCACUUUGCAACCUUUUUUUUCAGUCCUUCCACCCACUGGUUCAUGUGAUUCGCUGUUUCCUAGAGGUGCUGAUGAAGUAUUUUACCACAAACAUGGUUUAAAAUAUUCUCGUGGACGUAUGUCUCUUAAAUUCCCCAAGUGUAUAGACCCGACUACCUCACACGAAGUUAUCGACUCAUAUCUUACACAACAUCUUAAAGUUGUAGUACCACCUGGUCCCGUUAUUUAUCCAUCUAAAUGCUUCAAGCGACAAUCUUUUGAGUGUCACUCAGUGUGUGCUUCUCCGGAACCUCCAUCAUUUGAGAAUAACAUGAAGACUCUAUUCUCGAGAAUGAAUCAAUUUACCAAAAAACAUUCAAAAGAUGUUUAUGAUGAAGUCAAAGUUGGGUACGACUCGUGCAAAUUGUCGAGUGAGACACUCAUACCUCAGUCACUGCUUCAAAUGUUUUCUCAAAACCCAUCAAAUUCUUUAGAAAGGACAGAAACAGAUAGAUGUACUCCUCCGCUUGCUCUAUAUCAUAUGCCUAAUCCUCGCCUGCUUUGUCAACCCAUUCAUUUAGCUCCUUGUGUCAAAACGGGUAUAGAUUCAGGACUAACUAAGGUUAACGGUUCAAACAUAUCUACUCUAAAGGCUGAACACGAUAUGCCAGGUCUAGACUCAUAUAAAAAUGUUAUGAAUGAGUCUCCAAUGUCCGUUGAUCUGAAUCCAUGCACUCCAUUCGUCGAUUCAGAAACUGGUGAAACUAUGAUUUCACCCCAGCCAAAAUCAACAAAAGCGUCUCUAGGUCCUACUUUAAGUGAGGAUGACAAGUUGCAUAUCACGUUUACUGUAAAUCCUUCAGCAACUGUAAAUAUAUCGAAAAUCAUCCACCGUAUCUCUGAAAUAUUGGGUGUAGAAGAAAAUUCCAUUGACUGUCAGAUCACCAGAUCAGGUGCACAAAUAACUUUAGAUCAGAAGCAAUCCCAAAGUGAAGUUGUUAUGCGUAACCUAGAAACUCACUUAAGACAGCAGUUUACACCACUGUCAUUACAAUUCGAAAAAGAUUCAAGGGAUUGUUUAGCACAGGGAAUCCACAGUUCCGGUCAUAUACAAUCUAGCACGCUAGAAAACACGCCUCAUACGAAACUUCUUCCAUCUAAUCCACCCCAGUUAAGUUCAUGCAAAUUAGAGUGUGAUAUUAAUAAAAACGAUUUCAGUCCAGUUUAUACACAGGAAACUUGUCGUUACUCUGAGGAACCCGUCAGCAUUACUUCUAUCCUUGCCAGCAGGAACCGCUCUGCAAAAUCGUGCAAAAUGUGUGGUAAGCCAGUCUCCCCUCAUAUGAUGCAACGCAAAUGGUUGGAUGAAUUAUGUUCGGUCAGUGGGAUAUCCAUGAGUUUUGAUAAUGCAGUUGAUCUUCUGUUUUGUUCUAGUGACUGUUUGUAUGGUUUCGCCCGCCUUUUGUCUUGUUAUCGAAGCAAGUACUCGGAAACGUCACUGGAUUAUUCCUCACAAACAGAUAUAUUAAACAUCAGGAAUUGCUAUAACUUUGAACAACAGCGACAGCUUAUAAUGACAGACUUUCCGUGCUCUGUGCCCAUAUUAUUACAAAACAACUUGUCGAAAUCAAAACCUAACGUCAAACGCCAGCAUCCCCAGCAGUGCGUUACAAAUAAGAAACGUCCAAUAAAUACUUCUACAGUCCCCUCCAAAUUUAGAAAAUGGCAAGGUAUCCGGUGGAGACAAUAUGUAUCCGAUGCACAUCAUCCAUCAGACAUGUCAUCCAAACGUAAUAUAGUCGAUGAUUCUCUUAGUCCUUUUUUAAGUAAUCCUGCAGUUAUGCAUGCUCCACAUUCUGGAGAUAAACGAGUGUGUGAUUUGUGUCAACAAGCUGGAGAUGCUCCUGAAGAUGGUGCUGGUCGUUUACUCCCUCUAGACUUAGAUAAUUGGAUACACAUCAACUGUGCAUUAUGGUGCUAUGAGGUGUAUGAAACUAUCGGCGGAUCCCUAAAUAACUUAGAUAUCUGGUUAGCUAAAGCAAAAGAGACAGCAUGUACACAGUGUGGUUUACUUGGUGCUGGUUUGCCUUGUUAUAAUCCGAAAUGUUCCUACGUUUAUCAUGUACCAUGUGCAAUCAGAAUACGAUGCAUGUUCUUCACGGAUCGUGGUAUGUAUUGUCCCCAACACCAACCUAAAGAAAUCCAUCCAAUGCAGUUAUCUUCUCUGGCAGUCAGUCGACGUGUAUACAUUAGCCGCGAUGAAAACAGUCAAGUAGCUCGUGUAGUGCAUGAAGAUAGUGAUAAACAUGUUGUUCGCGUUGGAGGAGUAUCUUUACAUUCGAUUGGUCAGUUAUUACCCCAUCAGAUUGACAGUGGAAACUUUCAUAAUCGUCGGAAUAUAUAUCCCACUGGGAUGUGCUCCACUCGGAUUUACUGGUCAAUGCGCCGACCGCGUUCUCGAGCAAAAUAUGUCUGCGAAAUAUUGGAAAAGGACUGUCAUCCCUUUUUCCGCAUAACAGCAAUUGAUAGGGAUAUGGAAAAUAUGUCUGUUACGCACGAGACUUGUGAUGGGGCUUGGCAGAUAAUUCUGUCACGAAUUGAGGCCCUUUGUAAAGAACACAAAUUAGUAAAACUUUUCCCACAACUUCUUAGAGGCGAAGAUUUAUUUGGUUUAAACGAAUCUCAUAUAGUUCGUGCCGUAGAAUCUCUACCAGGUGUAGAUAGUUUGAGAGAUUAUGUUUUCAAUUUUGGACGUCUUGAAUUAAUAUCUGAAAUGCCGUUGGCCAUAAACCCAUCUGGAUGUGCACGAUCAGAGCCGAAAAUGCAAACUUAUAUGAAACGUAUGCAUGAUACUGGAGAAUAUUCCAUUUCAUUUAGUCAUCGAACAGGUCUACCAGGUGUUCGACGUUUAUCUCAUCCAAGUUUCAAUGGAACGACUUGUAGCAACGGAGUAUAUAAUAUAGAUAAUAUGGCAUCAAAACAGCAUCAAAGCAGUCGUUCUCAACAGUACCGAAAAUUAAAGACAGAAGUUAAUUCCAACGUUAUACUCGGUCGAUCGCGUAUUCAAGGAUUGGGUUUAUUUGCUGCACGGGAUUUGGAACAACAAACCAUGGUAAUUGAAUACGUAGGAGAGUUAAUCCGCUUAGAAAUAGCCAAUAAAAGGGAAAAGAACUAUGAAGCUCAUAAUAGAGGCAUAUAUAUGUUUCGUCUUGAUGAUGAUACAGUAAUCGAUGCGACUGUUUGUGGAGGACUCGCUCGAUAUAUUAACCAUUCCUGCCAACCAAACUGCCUCGCCGAGUUCGUCAACUUCGGCGGUCAUUCACAUAUUGUGAUAAUUACUAAUAGACGGAUAAAAAAGGGUGAAGAGUUAUGUUAUGACUACAAUUUUGACUUCGAAGAUAGAAGCGACAAAAUUCCUUGCCUUUGCAGAGCUCCAAAUUGUCGAAAAUGGAUGAACUAGUAGCUUUGUAAAUCCUUGUUUGCAAUACUUUUUGUGAGACAAUUGUUGUAGAUAGGUAUACUCCGAUUCCCUAGAUUAUUAUCCAACCCAGUCUAGUGCUUCUCAAUAACCAUCCAGUAUAGUUUAUAGUGCCUUUACAUACUUCACUUGGAUUUGUACAUUUCAUGCCACUUAGUAUUCUGUAUUUCAUUCCUAAUGUAUGUUAUGUACAGCUUUUACUUAUUUGUUAUGUUUUUAAUUUCUCUCAGUUAUGUUUGAGAUGUAUUGGUAUUUUUAUGUAUAUUGUCAACUAAUGUGCAUAGUUCUAAUGCAUUACGGGUGUACAGUGAUUUCGUGUUCCAUAUCAAAUUUGUCCCUAUGUAUUAUACUUAUUUGUACAGACUAGUUAUGUACCUUAUUCAUUUCCUUCACAUUCCCUAAUAUUGUAUAUAUGUUUGAUCCAACUAAUUGUCCUUUCUAGUUUUGUUUGAAAAAUUUGAGUAUUAAUUGCAGCCAAUUAUUUUGGUUUAUUACACAUUUGAGUAUCAUUGUGGCUUCAUUUUUCUUAGCAAUAAUAGUGAUUUCAAGAAAUAAUUCAGAUGUACCUAAUUUCUAUGCUUCAGCUAAGUAAAACUUUUUACUAAAGUGAACAAACCACGCACUCACUGUAACUGUACUUGUACACGCAUGCAUUUGAAUAAUAAAAAUUGUUUUCUUUGCGAAUGGUUCUAAAGGUGUAACCACUUAAAUGUCUUCGUCUAUUUUCACUUUGACCAUUAUACUAUUGGGAAUUCAUAAUUCUUCAGUUGUCAGAUAAAUUAAUGUCGCAUCUGCUUGUAUUCAAAAUCACAAUAGUCAACCAGUUGCAUUUAACAUUUAAUAAACAUCAUGAAUGUCAUAGUUCUUCUAGAUUGGUUCAAGUCAGAUGUACGAUUUUAAUAGUUCAAGUAUUCGACUUUCAACCAAUAAACCUCAAGCUCGAGCUUCCCACCAAUUUUAAUUUUCUCAUCUGACUUAAUUAUAACCACACAAAAGCAUGUGGCUCAAAGCCAAGCACACAAGCCUUUAGUUUAUCUAUUACUGUUUUGAAUACCUAGUCUUCGUUUCUUGGCAUUCGUUAAUUUGCGUAACGAUCUUGCCUGUAAUAUCGUUCAAAAUCCUGAGUACCGUAUUAUGGUCCAGAAAACCUCAGUCUCAAAGACAAGAUCAUAUAUUUCUCCAAAUAUCCGUAUUAUCCCUUAUAGCCGGAUAUCUUGUAUUCGUGAUGAAGUAGUAGGAAACAAGAAAGGGGUUAAAGGUUAACUUGAUAAGUCCAAAUGGUAUUUGUGACAUUUGUAUGGUUGACACCGGCAGCCUACAGUAUGGGAGAGUACUUCUUGCGGGACUUUAUUAAUAAACUAAAUUCGUGUCGUAUUAGUUUCCCCUAUCUAGACUAUCCCUGGUUAAGGGUUCGGUUAUUUUCACUACCGACAUUCUCAUCCUCUCCCAUUUUAAGUAGCUAACACAAUUAGAGAUGUUGGUUGAUCGUCUCCAGUAUGAUUUCGUCUAUACGUUUUACAUUUGUUAGUUCCAGUCAUAAAACCUGAGAUGGUGGAGAUCUGUAGCUCAGAUGGAUGAUUUUGAUGGUUUUGUUCUCUGAGCUGGAUGGUUUGGUCGGUGAGCUUUCACCGUUAUUCUGAACGGCAUCAUCAUCACAAACUCCAGGUAGGUCAAGAUCGAGGUCCACAGGACAAGCUGUGAGCUAUAUGUAGGAAAAUCCGAACACUUCUACCUGAAGUUCUUGCUGAUGAUGUCGUUCACAAUAACGAUGAAAGCUCCACGACCAAACCAUCCAGUUCAGAGAACAAAACCCCACCAAAUAUUUUCUAACUGACCCGUCAGGUAUGAUAGAACUUCAAGGAUUUACUAAAUACUAAUCAACCAAUGGUCCCACCAUGAAAACUAGUUUGGCGACAUCCAUUAAUCUUCCUUAAGUGUCCAGAUCGUGACGGUGUAGCGAAAGACCAUAAGUUCUUUACUUCAUCUGGUGUCACACCUGGCGUUGGUCCCAAUUCUGAUUUUGCCUUUAAUUCAAUCAUAACUAUCCUACCAGGGCUUUUGCAACUCCUUACGUUAAUGUGAUUAUUAUAUUGCAAGGUACCUGAGUAUUUUUAUGUAUGAAACUCACAAUUGUGAUAUUUUAUUUACUUGAAUUUAACUAGCGAGUACAAGUCGAUGGUAAAUACAUGAUCAGUAGAAAAUCAUGAGUUAGUACCAUAUAUGUUUGAAAACCUAAGCUCUACUGCUGUGGUUCAGUUAUUUAGGAGGUUCCGUAGAUGUGAUUCUUACUUGAUAAAGAAAAUCUGUUUCUUGUUUUAAUAAUACGUCUUCAACUGCCCUUGAUAUCUCGAAAUUUUAUUUAGUAUGUAAUCAUUACUGACCUGAGUUCUUUACAAGGUUUUAGCUGCGUUCGUUUUGUGCUAUCAUUUUCCAUGGAUUAGGUAGAAUUGUCCUGUUAAUAGAUAUAAUGUUAUUUUGUAAACAUACCUGUUUUAGCCAUAAAGAAAGCGGGAUCGCAGUUUCCAUCCGAUUGGCUCCUGGUGUUGGAUUUGUCUUUAGGAUCUGCGCACUUUCAAUCCUAAUUAAUCCAUAUUAAACUUUUACCAACUCUACAGUUUUAUGCUUACACGUUUUUUUACUGAGUCCAUUUAGGUCUUUACAAAUAUUGGAUUUUAUAGACGAUGUAAUUUUGUAAAUACCAUCGUCUGCGACAGAUAUUUUCAUACUUUUUAGGUGGUGUGUGAGCAGUUCAGCAUUGUUUCCUAUUUAGUAUACUGUCUGUAGGUAAACAGCAUAAAAAGUAUCCAAUGAUUUGCUAACUAUUAUCUUCAGAGCAUUAUUCAUGUAUAAUCGCGCUAUUGAACUCAGGUUGAACAGAUGUAAUUUUAUAACUGUGCAAGCCAUAAAUCAAUAUUGCGUUAUAUAUGAUGUUAUUUAUCUUGGACUCCCUAGCUUUGCUCACAAGGACAAACAUGCCCAAAAAGCAUUGUUUGUCUAAUAUGAAGAUUUAUUAUCAAGCUAUGAAGUUUUAUUUAUCCAACAAACUGUAGGUUAUUGAUGGGUCUGAAAGAUGACACCCACCAACUUACGGUGGAUUAACUGAAAUCGAAACAUUUCUUGUCUUGCUGCAUGUGUACGAUGUUGUACUUAUCCAUCUCUAUUUUCGACUAUCUCCCAUCACCUUUUAAGAUGACUUUGAUUCAGCUCAUAACAGGGGCUUGAAUAGCAGAUUUCCUGCUCUUGUUGCUUUCUUGAAGCAGUCAACAUAAUUCGAUUCACAAUAAUAACACUUAACAGUUGCUAAUGACGGUGCAAAGAUACCAUGAAUUAUUGUGGAGGAUAAAUGAUAUGUUUUUGGUCAUUGUAGGAUGUACUUAAAUUUUUCCGGUAGUACACAGUUGUGUUUGUAUAGUGAAGUGCACGACCACUGUCUAGCUUCCCAAUAUAAACCUAUUUUUCAUUAGGUUAUAAUUAAGUCUGUAAUUAUAUAAGUUAUGUUAAUAUUAAUAGUAUCUAGUCCCUACGUCAAUCGCGUUAUGUAGAUAUACUUAGUUUUCUUCGCAUGCAUUUAGAUUGUAUUGUAUGCUUCACUAAUACGUACGGAUUUAGAAAGCCAAAUGUUCUGCAAUUGUAACUAUGAUGUUCUGGGUGACUAAAAAUGGUAUAGCAGCUCAAUGAACGUCGUAAACUGAGAACCAUACAUUUUAAAUAUUGGUGCCGAAACAGUUAUCGCCUGCUCAGAAACGUUGGUCCAGUUGUGUAGAAAAAUUAUGCGUUUGCAGUGCUCCAUGAACAUUUAUCAAUUUUAAGCAGGGAGGGGACAAAAAUGCAAUCGUUUUUCAAAACAAUAUUGGGGUAAUGUUCCUGUUCUGCAUUUGGUAGAGCAUACAUUUAUCCUAUGGUAGUUAGUACUUGCUUCAAACGCUAGUUUGUGUUCAUUAAUGAAAGGACAAAGUGUAGUUUUGAGGACAAUUGACUCAUUACUAUACACUUUGUUUUAAUGUAUGGGUAAGGUUUAUAUGAGACCGUAGUUUAUCGAUUGUCAUAAAUUAGUGACCGAUUUAUAGAUUAAGUGAUCUAGACCUCCCAGUAGUCAGUUAUGGUUUGAGAAAAUUUUAGAUAACAACGCUGCGUCACUAGGGGCCAGGCUCUUGCCUUUAUGUAAUUAACUCCGAAAAUCUUAGGUGUCAUAGUAAAGCUU
Molecule: messenger RNA, 9631 nt
Organism: Schistosoma haematobium
Lineage: Eukaryota; Metazoa; Platyhelminthes; Trematoda; Strigeidida; Schistosomatidae
Gene: MLL2
Product: Myeloid lymphoid or mixed-lineage leukemia 2
Exons: 3
Coding region: 103-5412 (1769 amino acids)
Biological process (GO): positive regulation of transcription by RNA polymerase II
Cellular component (GO): MLL3/4 complex; nucleus
Molecular function (GO): transcription coactivator activity; histone H3K4 methyltransferase activity; histone binding
Source: RefSeq, a predicted model, not a curated record